AUGAAUAAAUUUAGCAGAGAGGAAUUUUUAUUCUUAGCUAAAAUUGCUUAGUAAACAGAAAGAUUUAAUGAUAUGAUAGAAUUUAUUAAACAUUUCCUUGAUUAAGAACUUAAUAAAGAAGAGAGAAGUAUAUUAUCAGCUGCAUAUAAAAAUGUGGUUGGCAAUAAAAGAGCUGAAUUAAGAGUUUUGACUGCUAUUGAAUAAAAAGAAUCAAGAAAAUAAACUGAUUAAUACACUCUGAAUUAUAUUAGAAAUUAUAAACAUAAAAUCGAAGGAGAAUUGAAAAUUUCUUGCGCUGAGAUUUUGAACUUAAUUGAUAGUACAUUGUACCCAAAUGCCAAGUAAGUUGAUAGUAAGGUUUUCUAUUUAAAGAUGAAAGGAGAUUAUAAUAGAUAUCUUGCUGAAUUUUUAUUAGAUAACGAAUAUCAUGCAGCUGUUGAAUAAGCUACUCAAGCAUAUAAAGAUGCUGAUGUCUUGGCAAAAUCGAAUUUAUCUACCACUUCUCCUAUUAGAUUAGGGUUACAUCUAAAUUAAUCAGUGUUUUAUUACGAGAUCUUAUAAAAUGCAGCAGAAGCUAUAAGAAUUGCUAAUGAUGCCUUUGAAUAAGCAAUUGCUUAGGUUGACUCUGUAAAUGAAGAAAACUACAAGGACUGCACACUCAUUAUGCAAUUAUUAAGGGACAAUCUUACAUUAUGGAACAACCCAGAGGAGGAAGCCAAUGAUGAUCAAUGA
Paramecium tetraurelia is the source of this 732-nucleotide messenger RNA. RefSeq lists its product as uncharacterized. Gene Ontology annotation, biological process: signal transduction. The record is from RefSeq and is a predicted model, not a curated record. The transcript is spliced from 3 exons. Lineage: Eukaryota; Ciliophora; Oligohymenophorea; Peniculida; Parameciidae. Gene Ontology annotation, cellular component: cytoplasm.